AUGUUGGUUCAAUACAUGCACGUUCUGUUGCUUUUCCUGGCACCAUUUCCUCCUAUUUCACCUAGGGUCGAGCUGGAACAACCGUUGUUGACCCACGAGGCAGAAUUCUUUGUCAUAAACAGUUCUAUAAACAAACCUUCUCUCCACUUCUCUACUACUUAUAAACGCCCGGGGCUCGCAUGGGUGCCACCAGGAUGCUGGGCAAGCCAAUCAAUAACCCAAGUCAAACCCAGCAGUUUGGUCACGGCGGCUUUGGCAACGCUAAAACGAGCCGGUGGCUCCACUAGCCGUGGCCGCAGGGAGCACAUCCCUUCACGACGCACAGUCCGCUGGCUUCCAUUGGAACGGGAUGUGGCUCUCAUAGUUAGGCAUCUUAGCAAAAGCUCAAGUCGUUGA
Fusarium graminearum PH-1 is the source of this 396-nucleotide messenger RNA. RefSeq lists its product as uncharacterized. The record is from RefSeq and is a predicted model, not a curated record. The coding region runs from base 1 to 396 and encodes 131 amino acids. NCBI's taxonomy places the organism in Eukaryota, Fungi, Ascomycota, Sordariomycetes, Hypocreales, Nectriaceae. The transcript has 2 exons.